AUGUCCAACAUAACACUCAUCGGCGCGGGCACCAUCGGCCUCUCCUUCUGCGCCCUCCACCUAACACACCACCCAACGAGCAAGAUCAUAAUCCAUGACCCGCGCCCCGAUCUCGCCGCCCACAUCCGCGCCCUCCUCCCUGGCUACCUUCUCACCCUCUCUGUCGACGCUCUCCUCGCGUCCGGCCAGCUCCGCACCGCACCAACCCUUGAGGAGGCCAUCACCCCCGAAACCGACAUCGUCCAAGAACAGGGCCCCGAGAACCCCGCCUUCAAGACGGCGCUCUGGCCACGUGUGGAAGCGCUCGCCAGCGAUGCUUGUCUCCUGUGGACAUCGACCUCGGGGAUCCCCGCAAGCGUACAGAGCGUCGACAUGAAGGACCCCGGACGCCUCUGUGUGGUCCAUCCAUUCAACCCGCCGCACAUCAUGCCCCUGAUUGAGGUUGUGCCGUCGCCGCUGACGUCUGAGGCGCUGGUGCAGAAGGCCGUGGACUACUUUGAGGGUAUACAGUAUAAGCCGGUGGUGCUCCGGAAGGAGUGUAAAGGGUUUGUGCUGAACCGGCUGGCGUUUGCGCUGCUGAGGGAGGCGUGCCAUCUGGUGCGCGAGGGCGUCACGGAUGUGAAGGGGAUUGACGAGAUUGUUGAGAACUCGCUGGGGAUUAGGUGGAGUAUUAAGGGCCCGUUUGCGUCAUACCAUGAUGGUGGCGGGAAGGGUGGGUUGGGCGCAUUUGUGGCAAAUCUGGAGGGGACGAUUCAGAAUUGUUGGGAUGAUGCGGGGACCUUGGGGAUGCAAGAUGAGAUGCUAGGAGGUGGCGGAAAGUGGAAAGAUGAAGUUGUGAGGCAGACAAUGGAGGCCUAUGGAGAGGUGAAGGAGCAGAAUUUUGUUGUAAGAGAUAGGGUGUCGAGAGAUGUGAUUAAGACUAUCAGGGAGGGGAAGGCGAAGACAGAUUAG
This is a messenger RNA of Morchella importuna, 951 nucleotides long. RefSeq lists its product as uncharacterized. The transcript has a single exon. The record is from RefSeq and is a predicted model, not a curated record. Gene Ontology annotation, molecular function: NAD+ binding; oxidoreductase activity, acting on the CH-OH group of donors, NAD or NADP as acceptor. NCBI's taxonomy places the organism in Eukaryota, Fungi, Ascomycota, Pezizomycetes, Pezizales, Morchellaceae. Gene Ontology annotation, biological process: fatty acid metabolic process. The coding region runs from base 1 to 951 and encodes 316 amino acids.